CCGUGGCCUAUCUAUGUGUAUUUAAUCUAAGCUUCUUGUUAUAAGAUUAUUUAAUAUUAUUUUUAUUGAGUACUACAUUUAAACAUAAAUAUAAAAUAUUAUUUUACACCAUAAACUAAGAAUACUUUGUUUUUUGUACAUCAUAUUUAUCUUUUUUUAUAUUUUGUUUUAAUUAUACCUUAUACUAUCCUAUACUAAAUUAACUUGAUGAAAUAUGUAGUUGAUAGUUUUAAUUUAAAAUGUUUAUACAUCACACGUUGAGUUUUUUAAGAAGUGUAAGAAUUAUUCCUUUAAAUAAUUACUACCAUACUGCAGCAAAACUGAAACAAGAAUGCUUAGCUACUUCACAAUUAAAAUUUGUUCAUGAAAAGGAAAAAAAAUUAAAACUUUGUAUUGACAAUGGACUGUCUGAAAUUGUAGUAAAAAAAAAUGAUUGGCUUUUUAACUUUAAAUGUGAAUACUUGAGUAAUGGCUUUGAUUUAUUAAAAAAAUGGAAUCCUGAACAAAUGGAUGAUCUAUUUGUACUUCUACAAUUGCCAAAAUCAAAACUAAUCUACUUAACAAAAAAAACUAUGAGAGAAUCUACAACUAUACCUUAUAAAAAUCGAGUAUAUUUUUUUUCAAAUAACUUUGAGAAAGAUCCACAAAUUGUUUGUUAUCACAUGAUGAUCUACAAAUUUUUAUUUACUCGUCAAUUUUCAAUGUUACAAGCCAUUUACAAAUUAUUAAUUAAAAACGAAGUUGGGAAAGAAGACAUUUGGAAAGACAUAUGGGUAUUCACAUAUAGUGUUGAUCAAAUAAAACAAAGAAUUGCACGUGCUAAUGCAGCAAAUGUUAAAAUUAAACCUUGGAUGAUAAGAUGCCAGAAUAAAACAUUAGAAAGGUCAUUAGAAAUUAAACAAAAAAAUAGAAAUGUUUUGAACAAAUGUUCAACUGCUCAAUAUUUAGCUAACAGACUGAAUGUAGAUGAAAAAUUUAUACGUGACAUCAGUGCAAAAUAUCCUACAAUGCUUAGAGUAAGUCCUACUAAACUUCAAGAACUUUUAGACUAUUUACUGAAUGAAGGAUUUACACCGUGGCAAAUCUUAAGAAUUCCUCGUAUUUUUACUCAUAGCAUUUCUACAUUACAAGAAAGAUUGACAGAGUUAAGAGAUCUAGGUUGUGAUCCUACUUUGACUACAUUAUGUAAAAAUAAAACUACCUAUCACGAGUUAGUUGAUAAAUUAAUUAUGAAAAAUACAAAUAAGCUAAAAGAAACUUAGCAUUUAUUUACUGUCUAUGAUACAUAACCAUAUGUGUUUAAACUGCUUCAAUGUGUAUGACUUUUGUAAGUGAUACUUUAUAAUUUAGUUAUAUAAUAAAAUUCUAUUAUUAUAA
Molecule: messenger RNA, 1377 nt
Organism: Daktulosphaira vitifoliae (grape phylloxera)
Lineage: Eukaryota; Metazoa; Arthropoda; Insecta; Hemiptera; Phylloxeridae
Gene: mTTF
Product: transcription termination factor, mitochondrial
Exons: 6
Coding region: 240-1262 (340 amino acids)
Biological process (GO): regulation of DNA-templated transcription; termination of mitochondrial transcription
Cellular component (GO): mitochondrial matrix
Molecular function (GO): double-stranded DNA binding
Source: RefSeq, a predicted model, not a curated record